Messenger RNA from Cuscuta campestris, 1698 nucleotides. The record is from the annotation of a GenBank genome assembly. Lineage: Eukaryota; Viridiplantae; Streptophyta; Magnoliopsida; Solanales; Convolvulaceae.
UAAGAUUUUUUUUUUUAAAUUCUAGUUUUCCACUCUCUACCGUACACAACCAGGUGGCCGCCCCCAUUCUUCACACUCUGUGUGUGCGCCGAGACAAGGAAACGGGAAAGAACAAUUCCGGCCACCAGAUUCCGGCCGUCUCCCGGCGUCUCUCCAUCUAAGCAACUUCUCAACUUUCCUCUUCGAUUCUCAAGAUAUGGACAAUGCAUCUGGCUCAUUUGCACAAACAGAGGAUCAGUUCUUUCUUCUCUACUUGAUAAUGGGUACUUACUUUGGACCUGAUCUUAAGGAAGAAGGGCCUAAGAAAUCUGCUUUGCGAAGGAUGUCUGAAGCCUGUGCACCAUAUACAUCUAAUCAACUAGCUGGCACAUGCAUUAGGACUGCUGAAAUAGAGAGACUUUAUUACUACAUCCUCAGAGGAGCAAAUCAGUCUGUCAUUCUGCCCCUACCUUUAUUUUACCAGUUCUUUCAUGGAAUUCUUCAUACGCCUGUACAUGGCUAUGCUGCAUCUUACCCCAAAUUCAGCGAUCUUUUCCCUCCUGGAUUGCAUCACCUUGUACGUGCUAAUAAUGGGUAUAAUGUUAUUGAAAAUAUUGUAUUUGUCAAUGAUCCUGACGUGAGCUACAUCACUCCCAAGUGCUUGGAAAGGUACAAAAGGCUUACAGGUCUACAGAGUUUUCUCUUGGAUAGAGAUUGUAUAUUGGGUCUUUUUGAGCUCGGAAACCUCCCACUUCAUGCCUUCGCCACGGGUCCUGUCAGUACUGAUAGACACUAUGGGACACCUGCUUAUAAUGGAUCACUUAGAGUUACACCUAACGAUAGUAGCAUGCAAUCCGCUCAUAAUGGGUCACUUAGAGGUACACCUUUUACAUGUACUGAUACUGCUCCAUUACCUUUAAAGACCAAUUCUGGUGACAUUGGCCAUGCUAUGCUCGUCCUACCAAAACAUCCUUCUGAGGAAGAUUGGAGUGACAUUGUUGCUGCCGCCAAGGGGGGAUAUGCAAUAACUGGAAGUGCAGCAAGUGGGCAAAUAGGAUCAGUUCUUGGACCCCUUGAUAUUGGAGAGUGUGAGGAUGCUUACUUAUUUCGUAUAUCGCUUCCUGGAGUAAAAAGAGAUGAAAGAGAAUUUAGCUGUGAAGUUGAGAAUGAUGGUAAGGUAAUAAUUAAGGGAGUGACUACCAGCGGUGAAAAAACUGUUCACAAGUACACCCAAGUAUUUGAGAUGCAAUCUCAGAACCUUUGCCCGUCUGGAUAUUUCUCUCUGUCGUUCAAACUGCCAGGUCCUGUGAAUCCUCAACAGUUUUCUGGUACAUUUGGUACGGAUGCUAUUCUCGAAGGAAUUGUUUUGAAGGCGGAACAGAACAAAAUGUAGGACCAGGUAACGGAACAGAACAAAAUGUAGGACCAGGGUCCAUGCCUGAAAUUCUCAAGUUUUUGGUGGUGUGCAAUAAUCUUAUUUAACAGCCCUUGCAAAUCAACAAGAUAAGUUUCUUUUUUAUUCCUCCAGCUUGAUAACCCCAAACUGUAUAGGCUGCACCUUUGAAUUUUUCCACCGCUCCUCCCCGCCAAGUAGCCAGCCGGCCCCCAUGCUCGCCGUAUCUUGCUGUGAAACUAAUAUGUUCUAAUACGCAUAGUGUAAGCUUCCCUCUCAACUUCAUUCAUAAUUUUUUGACUGUGUAAUAGAAGUGUUGAUGGAAU